ACCAUGGAAACACUGCAUGGCUACAGACGGAUUCUUUUGCUUUCGGGCUUUCUUUUGUGCUUUUCAGAGAAUGCCUUUUCUCUCCUACGUUACUCUCUACCAGAAGAGUCAAAGACAGGAACGAUUAUUGGAAACAUUAUAAAGGAUCUGGGCUUCGACAUUAAAAAUCUUGAAGGUCGAGGAUUUCGUGUAAUUUCUGGGCCAAAACAACAGCUGCUGCAGGUAAAUCACAACACCGGAGUGCUUUUUGUGAAUGAAGUCAUUGACAGAGAAGUAUUAUGUGACAGAGGCGAGGCUUGCUUCAUUACCAUUAAAAUUAUUUUCGAAAACCCUUUAGAAAUACAUCAAGCUGAAAUUGAAAUUAUAGAUAUUAAUGAUAAUUCUCCUGCCUUUAAAGACAAUAACGUAAGCUUGGAAAUUCCAGAAUCGACCCCGGUUGGGUCGCGCUUUCCUUUAGACGGGGCCUAUGAUCCGGAUUCAGGUGCGAAUUCUUUGAAAUUCUAUCAGCUCACUCAAAACGAGCAUUUCGUUUUACAAGUAAAAGAAGGCAGCAAGAAAUAUAAAAUCCCCGUCUUAGUUCUUCAAAAAGCAUUGGACAGAGAGAUUAAGAAAAAUUUUGACUUUCUGUUGACAGCCUUUGAUGGGGGUAAUCCGCCGAGAUCUGGAAAUUUAAAUAUCAGUGUAACGGUAGGUGACAUUAAUGACAAUGCACCGGUUUUUCUUGAAGAAACAUAUAGUGUUACGCUUGAAGAAAAUGCCCCUUUGGGGACACUGGUUCUAAAAGUAAAUGCAUCGGAUUUAGAUGAAGGCAGUAAUGGCGAAGUUGUUUAUUCGUUUAAGCAAUCAGUUGAAUCUAAAGUCACCGAACUCUUUCAGCUGAAUAUGUAUACUGGAGAGAUAACGGUUAAAGGUGUGAUCGAUUUCGAAGAGAAAGAACUGUAUGAAUUUGACGUAAAGGCCACAGACAGUGGGCUCAUGUCAAUGAGUAGCCAUUGUACUGUAUUCAUUAAAAUUAAAGACAUGAAUGAUAAUGCACCUCUGAUUGAAGUAACAUCAUUAACGAAUUUAAUUCUCGAGGAUAUAAAACCAGGGACAACAGUCGGUUUAAUUAGUGCUACAGACAUCGAUUCAGGCCUUAAUUCUAAAACAACAUGUACCUUAUCCGACCAACUGAUGAUGCCUUUUGAACUUAAGCCAUCAUUGCAGGAAAAUCUGUAUUCCUUAGUAAUCAAUUCACGACUGGAUCGAGAAUCUGUACCCCAGUAUAAUAUAACAAUAAUUGCCAAAGACUUUGGCCAUCCUUCUCUAUCAUCCUAUGAAACAGUUGUAGUGAACGUGCUGGAUGUAAAUGAUAAUCCUCCCAGAUUUUUACAAGACACUUAUACAUUUUACAUACAGGAGAAUAACACUCCUGGAGCUCCACUCUUCACAGUUAGUGCAGUGGAUGUCGACGUGAAUGAAAAUGCUCUUGUCACGUAUUAUCUGCGAGAGAAUGAAUCUGUUGAAAAAACGAUUGUGCCUUUUCUCAGUAUCAACUCUGCAAAUGGACAGAUAUUCAGCUUUACAACAUUUGACUUUGAAGAUGUGAAAAGCUUCUCGUUCAGCGUAAUAGCUAAAGAUUCAGGAGUGCCUUCUCUCAACAGUAACGUAAUUGUGACCAUUUUUGUCUUAGAUCAGAAUGACAACCCUCCGGUAGUGGUGUUCCCGCUAACAAAUAAUGGAACCGCAAUGGUGGAGGAGUCGAUCCCUAGAAGUGUAAAAUCAGGCUAUUUGGUAACGAGAAUCCGUGCAUACGACGCCGAUGUGGGAUAUAAUGCAUGGCUUUCAUUUUUUCUGCAAGAGGCUACUGAUCCCACACUUUUUACUGUGGGGUGCUAUACAGGUGAAGUUAGGACUCUCAGAAGUAUAACGGAGUCUGAUGUCUCUAUACAAAAGGUGGUGAUACUGGUGAAAGAUUCCGGAAGCAUUUAUUUUUCUGCAUCUGCGACAGUAAUUGUUACAGUAGCCGAUAAAACGGAAGCGCUAACGUUUUCGGAAGUUAAAAACAGCAAGACAGAAGAACAGCAAGAAAACAGUUUGACAUUUUAUUUGGUAAUUGUUUUGAUUUCGCUGACAUCUUUAUUCAUUAUCAGCAUAAUCACUCUCAUUGUCUUGCAGUGUCACAGAAGACAUAAAAAUGCAAUACGUAACAAGUAUUUUGUUGACACAAACUAUGUUGAAGUGAGCGGCUCCCUAUUUCGUAGUAAUCAGUAUCAGACAGCUGAAAAAACAAUGGUAUUUAUUAAGCCAGGUAUGGACAGAGAUUCCUUGAUGGAGGCGGGGAGCAAUGCAAAUACUCUGCUUAUUUCCGAUGCUGGAUUUAAAACGACAGAAAGGGUGAGUUUUUAUUUUUAA
Messenger RNA from Erpetoichthys calabaricus (reedfish), 2394 nucleotides. RefSeq names its product protocadherin alpha-7-like. Bases 4 to 2394 code for a protein of 796 amino acids. The transcript has a single exon. Gene Ontology annotation, biological process: homophilic cell-cell adhesion. Lineage: Eukaryota; Metazoa; Chordata; Cladistia; Polypteriformes; Polypteridae. Gene Ontology annotation, cellular component: plasma membrane. The record is from RefSeq and is a predicted model, not a curated record. Gene Ontology annotation, molecular function: calcium ion binding.